This is a messenger RNA of Postia placenta MAD-698-R-SB12, 1619 nucleotides long. RefSeq lists its product as hypothetical. Bases 83 to 1531 code for a protein of 482 amino acids. Gene Ontology annotation, cellular component: brush border membrane. The record is from RefSeq and is a predicted model, not a curated record. Gene Ontology annotation, biological process: transmembrane transport. The transcript is spliced from 10 exons. Lineage: Eukaryota; Fungi; Basidiomycota; Agaricomycetes; Polyporales; Adustoporiaceae. Gene Ontology annotation, molecular function: transmembrane transporter activity.
CACACUGUCCGCUUGCUCUGGUGUCCAAAUUCAAUUUCUUGUCUGUUUCUGUCGACUUUGAAAGUCGCAUUCACCCACUGGUAUGGCUAAGAUUGAACGCAUCGUGUUCCUGUCCUUGGUGCUGGAUCUAUUUGCAUUCACCAUUCCUUUGCCCUUGUUCCCGCGUAUUAUCGAGUGGUAUACGAACAGGGAGUCGUCCGACCCGACAGGCUUUCUUUCGCGCACCCUCUACUUCGUGUCCACCGUGCGCGGUCUGCUGUAUACACCCUCCUCCAACCCGCAAAGAUGGGACAUAGUAUUGCUUGGCGGUCUCAUGGGCUCUGUCUUCUCGUUACUUCAAUGGUUCAUCUCACCUCGCAUCGGAGCCCUGAGCGACAAACAUGGUCGUAAGAAAGUGCUACUGGUCACGAUGAUCGGGAACAUCCUGUCUGCAUUAAUAUGGGUGAAGUCAACCACUUUUGCUUCCUACCUCCUUUCCCGCGUCGUCGGUGGUUUGAGCGAGGGCAAUGUACAAUUGGCAAUCGCGAUCUUAUCCGACGUUUCCACACCAGCCACCCGCGCAAAGGCCCUGGCACAUGUCGGCAUCGCAUUCGCUAUCUGCUUCUGCAUUGGGCCUCCCAUCGGCGCGUACUUUGCGUCUCGCCCCCUGCCGUCAUCAAUCACCGCGUCUGGUUUCGAGCUCAACGUGUACGCUACCCCAGCACUGCUGACUCUGGUCUUGUUGGUCUUGGAGACUGUAUUCUUGGCAGUGGCGUUGCCAGAAACCCGGGGCAAGCGUGUUCAACCCAAAGAUGCCGCCCGGAGUAGCGAUAAGCUUGCCAAGGAGAAGAUUGAACAGAAGGCAACUGGAGCAAGUUCCGAGCAAACCAAACAGAGCACCGUUGUAGAGCGUCUCCAAACCCUCAGGACCCUACGAAGGCUGCACUUCCUUUUCCUGGGUGUCUUCUCUGGCGUAGAGUUCACCUUGACGUUCCUCACGUUCGACCUGUUUGACUGGAACAAUAAGCAGAACGGCGCGCUCAUCGGCUCCAUCGGCAUCGUCAGCGCGCUCCUACAAGGAGGCUAUGUGCGCAGGGCGAUCCCCAAGGUGGGCGAAGGAGCCAUGGCGCGACGUGGAAUAUCCAGCUGCGCGCUCGGCCUCGUUCUCCUCACUUUGGUUCCACUGCUCGUCGCAGAUCACACCACGGCGGCCGUGCGACUUCUCCAAGGCGCUGCGGUCUGCAUGGCGUUCACGUCGGCGACAGUAGUCAACUCGCUGACCUCGUACGCCUCGCUGCAAUGCGACGACGGCGUCGACGAGAACACUGGAAAACCUGUCGAGGAGCACCCAGAGCUUGCUAAGGGAAAGGCCCUGGGCGAGUUCCGCUCGUCCGGUCAACUCGGACGGGCCAUCGGCCCACUCCUGGCUUGCGCGUCUUACUGGACGUUCGGUCCGUCAUUGACAUAUGCCGUGAGCGCCGUAGCCAUGUUUGCGCUGUCGGCACAUACGAGGCCCAUAGCCAGACGGAGGACUGCCUCCGUGGCAUCAUAGUGGCUUACGUAGUGACUUCAUGGAAAGCUCCCCAAAUGUUAUAUGAUACCGGAGAAAGGUGGCCGCGAAAGCCAUUUCGCCUUGACAA